AUGCCCAAGAAGAAGUCGCCUCAGGAACAGCUGUCAGCUUUUUGGUCCAGCUUCCACUCCAGGUCUCCCGGAAAAGUCACCUCCAUCUUUCCCCGUGCCCUGUACGCAAACCUUCUGCCAUCCUUGGAUGCCAACCAUCCCAAAUGGCGUACCAAUGAGCACUCCACCUCCCGCAACGCCCAGGAGUCGUACGAGGCAGCCGCGUGUGAGUGCCGUGCCCGCGUUCGCCGCAUCGUCCGCGAGUGUGAACGCACCAAUGAGAAGUUCACCGAUCCCGAUUUCGACAUUGAACGCGAUCCCAGCAACAAUUGCCUCAAUCGCCUCAUCCGCGACGAUGCUCAAGUCGUGGCCAAUGAUCAGUACAUCGAGGACGAUCCCAAGGCUGCUCCAGGGAUGGCGACGACCACCAGUCGGGAGUUCUGUGAUGCGAAACCUGGCUCGCAAAAUUGUCGUCCUGGAGCCGGCGUUGAGUAUACCUUUGGCUCGAUUCACCGUGUUGACUGGAUCUUCGAGAACCCUCAGUUUACCAUUAACGGGUUCUCCUCGUCUGAUAUCAAGCAGGGCAGCGCUGGUGACUGCUGGUGGCUUGCUGCCAUUGCCACUAUAGCCCACCGCCGUGACCUGAUGGACCGCGUCUGUGUCGCUCGCGACGAGGAGUGCGGCGUCUACGGUUUCGUCUUUCAACGAGACGGCGAGUGGGUCUCAACGGUCAUCGACGACAACCUUUAUCUCAAGAUGAAGGACUUUUCCGACUACCACGCCAAUGUCUAUGAUCAUACGGGUCAUAGGUCGAGAACAUGGCGCAAACGUUAUCAAACUGGUAGCGAGGCACUGUAUUUUGCCAGAUGUGACGACCCUAACGAGACGUGGCUUCCCUUGCUUGAAAAGGCGUUUGCCAAGUGCCAUGGUGACUAUGAGUCUCUGACAGGGGGCUGGCCUGCGAAGCUGUCGAGACAUGACUGCGCGUUACACGACACUGCGAUGGGCUCAAGCUGCUACUCAGAGCGAAACGGCAUCGCCAUGAGUCAUGCCUACUCCAUCUUGCAGUCGAGGGAGGAAUCGGACGAGGAGGGUCGGCGCGUUCGUCUUGUCAAGAUUCGAAAUCCUUGGGGCCAGCGCACCGAGAGGGGGCUUGGCGAAUGGGCUGGCGCCUGGUCUGACGGCUCCAAGGAGUGGACGCCGUAUUGGCUCGCAAAGCUUGGCCACGAAUUUGGUGACGAUGGUGUAUUCUGGAUGUCAUUUGACGACAUGCUUCAGACGUUUAGCCAUAUACAUCGUACACGGCUCUUUGACGAGCGGUGGACCGUCGUGCAGCGAUGGACAGCCGCGCACGUCGCAUGGGUCACGGGCUAUCUGCGAUCAAAAUUCGUACUCGAGGUCAAAGAAGCUGGACUCGUGGUGCUGGUGCUCGCACAGCUUGACGAUAGGUACUUCGAGGGCUUCGCUGGCGGAUACAGUUAUGAGCUACACUUUACGUUGCAGAAAGCAGGGGCUGGCAAGGCAGGGCAGGGCGAUCAGAUCUGCCGCGUGCGACCCGCUCACGAGAUGGAGAAUCGGAGUGUCAGCUGUGAGGUUGAACUAGAGGCGGGUCGAUACGAGGUCCUCCCGAAAAUCACAGCUACGCGCGAGAAGGACGCGUUGAGCGUUGGAGACCUUGUCAAGAAGUACGCCGACGUGAACCCGCAAAAGCUGCGCCAGGUGGGCAUGCAGUAUGACCUUGCCCAUGCCAAGGGAGGCGUACCGGACGAGGACGGCGCGCUAGAGAGCAAGAAGACCGAGCUCAAGCGGAAGAAAGCUGAGAAGAAGAAAAGGAUGGCGGACAAGAAACAAAAGGCGAAGACUGAGAAACAGAAGCAGCGCGCUUUAAAAAGGGCAAAGAGGGCUAUGAGAAAGGCCAAGAAGGCUAUUGACGAAGCAGUUAACGGCAAUGAUUCUGGAGAUGGCGUGAAUGGGGCCCAAUGUCGCGAAACGAACACGAACACCUCCACCGACACAAAUGGAGAGCAAGACAAGAAGGAUAUAAAUUCCUCUCAAGCCACCAAAGGCAUUAAUGACGAUACCAUUGACGAUUCCACGUCCACGGCGGACUCAACAGCCAUUGAGCAGGAAUCGAAACACGAUGCUGACGAGCAUGCGAAACCUAUCGACGAUAUUGCGAAACCCGCCGACGACGAAACGACGCCCCCCACGACUGCUGCGGUUGCAACCACUCUGCUGACGCCCCCGUGCCAGAGCCCUGCGAGCGAGUCGGGUGGGAAAGAGCAAGAAGCCACGGCAACUGUCCAGCCUGCUGAAACAGAGGCGGCAACGGAGACUGAGAAAAUCGAUUCUGAAGAUUCUGAUUCCGAAUCAUCGUCCGAGUCUGACACCGAAUCGGACACGGACUCGGAUUCUAGCCAUGACAGCAGCGAUGACGCCGAAACGCCGUGGAACGCCGUUUGCGUUAUCGGGCUUCGCGUUUACGCCCGUGAUCCUUGUGUGUCGGUGUCGCUGGUCAAGCCUGACGACGAUUUUGAAGGGGCGGCCUUAACGGUCGAUGGGGCGCCUGCGGGUGCCACAAUGUGA
Molecule: messenger RNA, 2565 nt
Organism: Verticillium alfalfae VaMs.102
Lineage: Eukaryota; Fungi; Ascomycota; Sordariomycetes; Glomerellales; Plectosphaerellaceae
Product: calpain-13
Exons: 2
Coding region: 1-2565 (854 amino acids)
Biological process (GO): proteolysis
Cellular component (GO): cytoplasm
Molecular function (GO): calcium-dependent cysteine-type endopeptidase activity
Source: RefSeq, a predicted model, not a curated record